This is a messenger RNA of Phyllotreta striolata, 885 nucleotides long. The record is from the annotation of a GenBank genome assembly. Lineage: Eukaryota; Metazoa; Arthropoda; Insecta; Coleoptera; Chrysomelidae.
AUGUCGGCAAUAUUUAAAAACGCGAAAAAGAAGUUAAAUCAAACCGAACUGAGGAAGUUGAUGAGCGAACAUAAAACCAAGGUGAAAGAUGCAAAGAAGGUUGAUUCACCCCUAGCAAAAUAUAACGAGCAAGGACAACUAAUGUGCAUACUAUGUAAUUGGGUGGUGAGAUCUGAGGCAGUGUGGCCAUCGCAUAUUAACUCCAAAAAGCACAAGGAGAAUAUCGAAAUAGCCAAGAAGUUGAAAGAAAGGACAAACAAUUUCAGCACCCCUUUAAAAAGACCCCUAACGCCUCCUUUGCCUGAAGUCCCGGAGAAGAAAAUUAAGGGUAUAUUAAAAAACGCCAAGCCUACUACUACUAGCAAUAAUAAUUCUACGAGUAACGAUAAGAAACAAGACCCGUUGCCUAAGGACUUUUUCGAUUCAAACAAAACUAAACCGUCUAGUUCGAAUAAUGUUAAUAGACAGGAACAAGCGGAGAAGAUGGAAGAAGAGCUUGUAGAAGGUAAAGACGCAUUACCCGAGGGAUUCUUCGAUGAUCCUAAAAUGGACGCAAAGGCGAGGCAUCAGGAAUACAAGGAUCCCGUAGAAGAAGAAUGGGAGAAAUUCCUCAAAGUUAUAAAGGAAGCAGACAAUGAAAGCAAUGCAAUCAUAGCAGAAGAUCAAGAGGAAGCGACGACGGAACGACAGAUAGACGAAAUCGAUGAGCAAAUGAAGAAACUAUCUAGAGUUCUCGAUUUGGAGAAGAAAAAGGAAGAAGUCGUGGCCCACACCAGCGAAUCCAGAAACCAAGUGAAUUAUAACGAGAACGAUGAGGAUGUCGAAGUUGAUUUCGAAGAGUUCUUGGACUGGAGGGAAAAGAAAUCGUUUAAAGCGCAAAUGUAA